ACACGAAGGUUUAUCUGUACAUACCUGUGGUAUGUAAUAUAUGGUGCAUAUCAAUUCACACACAUAAUAUAUGUAUACAUGGCUGUAUAAUCCAGUUCACGUGUGUUGUAUUCCAUACUGCAAUAACAGUACAUGGUAGUACUUUUGGCAUUGUUUCUUAUGAAUAUGUAUGUAGUCGAACUGAACUGGCGAUGCGUUGAUCGUCGGCGACCCGGUAACUCAAUUGAUGAAAGCGGCCGUCUAGAGGGUCCCGGGUUGGAAAUCCAAUCUGGCCGUCUAUUUUCCAUUUCCUGUUACAAAUGGUGUCUGAGCUCCUACCCGUGGUGGCAGGUGUUUUUUUAUCGAUCAACUUACUGUCAACGACUAAAGUACUGUCAUAAGGUGAAGGAGGACAGCAUGGCGGAGGCCGGCGAAAUCAUUGUGAGUAGGGCCGAACUGGACCGGUAUGUUGUGGAAUGUAUGAUGGUUAGCGGAGCUUCCGAGGACAGCGCGCGUGUAAUGUCGGACUUGCUCGUCACCGCGGAUUAUCGCGGACACUACAGCCACGGACUCAACCGCAUAGAUGUAUACACGUCAGAGGUCCAGAACGGGGUGGCUUGUGGAGGUGGCAAGGAUCCGACUGUUGUCAAGGAAACGGUGGCUACAGCACUGAUUGACGGCAACAAUUUACUAGGUCCUGUGGUAGGGAAGUACGCAAUGGACAUAGCGAUACAGAAGGCUAAGGCGGCUGGUGUGGGUAUAGUCACUGUCAGAGGUUCAAACCAUUAUGGGAUAGCGGGUUGGUACAGUCUCCGGGCGACACAGCAAGGCCUUCUGGGGCUGUCAAUGACUAACUCUUCUCCAUGUACGAUACCAACCCGAUCAAAAACUGUAUCUCUCGGUACAAACCCUAUCAGUAUGGCAGCCCCUGGGAAGCACGGCGACAGCUUUGCUUUAGAUAUGGCAACGUCAAGUGUGGCAUGGGGAAAGGUUGAAGUGAAGCGGAGAAAGGGCGGGGCGUUACCAAGCGGUUGGGCCACAGAUAAGGACGGCCAUGAAACACGUGACCCGUCAGCUGUGGCCGGAUUGCUGCCAUUAGGAGGCCUUGAACAGAACAGUGGUUACAAAGGUUACGGUCUGGCCUUGAUGGUGGAAGUCCUCACCAGUGUGUUGUCAGGGGCCGAGAUGUGUUCUUUUGUUAGGAAGUGGAAAACGUACGAGAAACAUGCAAACCUGGGUCACUGUUUUAUCGCUAUAGACCCGGAGGCAUUUGCAGAUGGAUUUACAGACAGGAUGCAGGACUUGAUGGACUUUAAUCGUAAUCUUGAGCCGGUGGAGGCUGAGCGGGAGGUCCUCGUGGCAGGAGAUCCAGAGAGACAACACAUGACACUUUGUGACAAGUUGAAGGGCAUUCCGUACCAUCCCAAUCAGAUUGAGUUUUUGGAUGGAAUCGCCAAAAGUCUUGAUGUCAAACCUUUACAUCACGUGACAUGAGACGCCUGAAAGCGUGGAUACAAAAUCGCUAGUAUUACUUGCGUUGUUUCCAUUUUAGGUAUUCCAGACAAAGCCAUGUUAGCAUGAAUCAUGCAUAUUAAACAGUGACGCGGGUACAUAUAUGCUAGUAAGCGCAUUGCAAAAGCAUGGCUACAUUUAUGUAUUUAAGGUGAUUUUGUGUAUUGUUAUAAGAAACUCUGUAAUACGUUAUUGACGCUUCCAAUGUUCUGAAAUAUUACUUAAGGUGUGUUAGGUCAGGAAUUUAGCAGUAAAAUAACUGAAUGAUA
Messenger RNA from Mizuhopecten yessoensis (Yesso scallop), 1760 nucleotides. RefSeq lists its product as uncharacterized. Gene Ontology annotation, molecular function: oxidoreductase activity. The record is from RefSeq and is a predicted model, not a curated record. The transcript is spliced from 13 exons. The coding region runs from base 133 to 1473 and encodes 446 amino acids. NCBI's taxonomy places the organism in Eukaryota, Metazoa, Mollusca, Bivalvia, Pectinida, Pectinidae.